GGACGGAUAUGGGAGACUUAAAACCGGAUGACGAAUUGGACUGGGUGGAAAUACGUGAAGAUCUAAAUAGAUCUUAUGUUACCGAGACAUUUUUUCAGAAGGCGAAACGUAAAACGCUAGAGAAUCCACUGGUACCGAUAGGAGCAUUCGGAACUGUUGCAGCCCUAAGUAUUGGACUCUUCAACUUUUCUAAGGGAAGGCAACAAAUGCAACAGUACAUGAUGCGUGCUCGUGUUGGUGCUCAAGCAUUUACUAUCAUUUGCAUGGUCGUAGGAAUACUCCUGCUGCCCAAGUCAAAAUCAAAUUGAUAUGUUGAUUUACGAAUCAACACC
Trachymyrmex septentrionalis is the source of this 332-nucleotide messenger RNA. RefSeq names its product HIG1 domain family member 2A, mitochondrial. Gene Ontology annotation, biological process: mitochondrial respirasome assembly. The transcript is spliced from 2 exons. Bases 9 to 308 code for a protein of 99 amino acids. Lineage: Eukaryota; Metazoa; Arthropoda; Insecta; Hymenoptera; Formicidae. Gene Ontology annotation, cellular component: mitochondrion. The record is from RefSeq and is a predicted model, not a curated record.